UGUGCGGUCAGUUGCCAACGCCACCGUCGUAUGUGCCCGCUGCUGCCAGCCAAGGACAUCUCACUGACCACAUGAACUUCAUAGAGUAAACCCACAACAAUGUGUGAUGCUAUGGGAAAAGCGGACAUCUGGUUAAUCAGAACUUACUGGGACUUUGAGUAUCCACGACCGAUCCUGCCGAGCUUCAAAUUUGUCGGGGGGCUGCACUGCAAGCCUGCAAAGCCACUUCCAAAAUGAAGGACCUCCCCAAAGAGAGAGCCAACACCAUCGCUGCAGCACUCGGGCAGAUCCCACAGAAGCCAGAUAAUCUGUUCCACAUGAAAACCAAAGGAGCCGCUGUUUUGCUUGAAAUGAACAAAAUAGAGACCAAAGACCUGAAGGACGCUCUCACCGAAGUUAUUACCAAUCCAUCGUACAAAGAGAGCAUCAUGAGGCUUUCCCGAAUCCACCAUGAUCAGCCGAUGAAGCCGCUGGACCAGGCUGUCUUCUGGAUCGAGUUUGUGAUGUGCAACAAGGGGGCCAAGCACCUGAGGGUGGCGGCCCAUGACCUCACUUGGUACUAGUACCACUGCUUGGACAUCGCUGCCUUUUUGCUGUCCAUAGUCGCUCUGGUCACAUUCAUCUUU
Messenger RNA from Pygocentrus nattereri (red-bellied piranha), 626 nucleotides. Its product is annotated as UDP-glucuronosyltransferase 2A1-like. NCBI's taxonomy places the organism in Eukaryota, Metazoa, Chordata, Actinopteri, Characiformes, Serrasalmidae. Gene Ontology annotation, molecular function: UDP-glycosyltransferase activity. Bases 234 to 563 code for a protein of 109 amino acids. The record is from RefSeq and is a predicted model, not a curated record. The transcript is spliced from 5 exons.